AUGUCCACCACCACCAACGAUGCCACCCCGAUAACCCGCCCUCCGCGGCCUCCAAAGCCUCCCAAACCGCACCCCUCAAUCGCUGCUCUCGCCGCUUUCCUCUCCACCCUCCCACAAACUACCACACAACCUCCACCACUGCCCUCCAAGCUCCGUUACGAUAUCUACGGCCCUCUCCUUCUCCUCCCGCCGACCUCACCGCUCACAAGUCCACCAUGGAGUACCUACAUCUCAUCCCUCCCUCCACAAUCCCAAUCCUCCCUAUACGCCACCCUCGCCAAAUCCCUUAACGUAACGCACAUAGCCAUCAACUCCCCGAUUCCCUCCAAAUCCGUCGACCACCAAAACGCCAUCCGAGCGCCACAGAUAACACCUCUCUACGGCUCCUUUGGACCUCUCGAUUCCACCGAUUUCGAAGAAGUAUUCUGGACGUCAACGGUACAGCAUGGUGUUUUCCAAACGUGGUGUCCGUUACAUACUAUGUUUUCUCGCGGAAAUAUUACAGAGAAGAAUAGGAUCUAUGGGUUGGUCGAUACGCAAUUAAAGGAGCUUAGGAGAAGCGGAGAGAAGAGGAAAGUUGCUGCGGUGGAUUUAUUCGUUGGGAUUGGAUAUUUCGGGUUUAGUUAUUUGAAGGCUGGAGUUGAUGUUGUUUAUGGAUGGGAUAUUAAUCACUGGAGUAUUGAGGGGUGUAGACGCGGGGCAGUUGGGAAUAAAUGGGAGGUGAGGGUUAGUAGAGAGGGUAGUGAUUGUGAAAAUGUUGGAACGAGAGAGGAGAGGUUGGUUAUCUUCGAAGAGAGCAAUGAAUAUGCCAUCGAUCGACUACGGAAGAUUAAGCAACAGACAACGGAAGCGGGAAAGGAGUGGGUUCAUAUACUCCAUGUGAAUUUGGGCCUACUACCGACUAGUUCUGGGGCUUAUAAAACCGCAUUAGAGGUUCUUGGGUUAAAUGAUGGAGACGGGGAGGCUUGGAUACAUGUUCAUGAGAAUGUGGCAAAAGAAGAUGUUGAUGAGAUGAAGGACGGUAUUAUUAAGAAGUUUGAGCAAUUAAAAGGAGAAGUUGAGGGGAUGGAAGAAGUGAGCAUAGAGGUUGAACAUGUGGAGUUUGUGAAGAGCUGGGCGCCGGGGGUUUGGCAUUGUGUUUUUGAUGUGAAGGUUUCAUAG
Orbilia oligospora ATCC 24927 is the source of this 1161-nucleotide messenger RNA. RefSeq lists its product as uncharacterized. Gene Ontology annotation, cellular component: cytoplasm. The transcript has a single exon. The coding region runs from base 1 to 1161 and encodes 386 amino acids. Lineage: Eukaryota; Fungi; Ascomycota; Orbiliomycetes; Orbiliales; Orbiliaceae. Gene Ontology annotation, biological process: wybutosine biosynthetic process; tRNA methylation. Gene Ontology annotation, molecular function: S-adenosylmethionine-dependent methyltransferase activity; tRNA methyltransferase activity. The record is from RefSeq and is a predicted model, not a curated record.